Penicillium maclennaniae is the source of this 936-nucleotide messenger RNA. RefSeq lists its product as uncharacterized. The coding region runs from base 1 to 936 and encodes 311 amino acids. The transcript has 2 exons. Lineage: Eukaryota; Fungi; Ascomycota; Eurotiomycetes; Eurotiales; Aspergillaceae. The record is from RefSeq and is a predicted model, not a curated record.
AUGGUGCUUAUUGGCUCUCGGGAGAUCUCUGCGGUGAUUAAAGGCUACGUUCGCGACAUUGAGAAGAAGAAUGGUCAAAUGUCACACGCCGUGGGCACCCGUCCUCUAUAUAUUGUGAUUGACGCACUGGAUGAGCUAAAAAAAUCAGAGUGGGAGCCAUUUCUCCAAGGAAUCCGACGAGCAAUCAGACCAGAAUUACAGAAUGUCAAGGUGUUCUUUACAAGCCGGACGGAGCCGGAAUUGGAGAGUAUCCUCUUAUCCUGGGAUAUCAUGCACCUCGACCUUGAUGAUUCUACUGAAAAUCAAGAGGAUCGUGCUCUGUUUCUUCGUGAUGUUGUCCACGAAUACGCAUUGGAAAAUUCUUUUGAAAAGAAUAUAACAGAGACUAUUUCGAAGGAGAUUAUGGUUCGUGCUGAAGGGUCUUUCUUGUGGGCUUCUCUCGCCUGGGCUCAUUUCAAAGAUGGCGUUGGUUCUUGGACGAAGGAUCUCCUUCAUCAGAGGCUGCAUAAGCUACAGCACCUACCACCCGGAAUGGACAGCCUUUAUCACCGCUUGCUCUGCUCCGUCGACCAAAGGCUACAUAUAGAGCUUUUCCAUGUUCUUCAGUGGAUUGUGGCGGCUCGACGUCCACUCAACGUCAGUGAAAUGUCAGUUGCACUAGCUCUGGUGGAAAAACCUCCCUGUGCAAGAGAUAUGAACAUCAAAUUAUCGCUUAGAGGAUUUCUCAGGCGUGUAUGUCCACACUUGAUUCGAGUUGACGGUCAAGGAAAUAUCACGCUCGUCCACCAUUCUUUCAAAGCCUUCCUGCUAGACGCACGCCAGGUGAACUUCAACCAAGGAAAGGAAAAUAACAAGUUCCACCUUGAUAUGAAUCAGGUGGACAUCCAGCUUGGCCGAGACUGCAUGUGGAUAUGGGGUUCGAAGAUUCUUGGUUAA